Messenger RNA from Monoraphidium neglectum, 390 nucleotides. RefSeq lists its product as hypothetical. The coding region runs from base 1 to 390 and encodes 129 amino acids. The record is from RefSeq and is a predicted model, not a curated record. NCBI's taxonomy places the organism in Eukaryota, Viridiplantae, Chlorophyta, Chlorophyceae, Sphaeropleales, Selenastraceae. The transcript has a single exon.
AUGCUGAAGGGCCUCUUGGACCUCGCGCACGGCGCCCAAACGGCGCCGGCCGCGGCGUGCAGCUGCGCCAAGGGCCUGGCGGUGGGUGUCCAGUGCCUGCAGUCUGCGCUACGCGGCGAGGGCUUCGCGGCCGCAGCUGCCACGCCCCCGGUGGCAGCACCUCAGGGCAGGUUUGCCGCGGCCGGCGGCGGCUCCCGGGAACCCAUCAAGGCGGGCGGCCACUCGGCGGGCCGCAACGGCAGGGUGCGAGAGGGGGGUGGCGGCGCCAGCACCAGCGUCAGCAGCAGCCAGCAGCUGGCGGCGUCGUUUUACAGCGUCGACCCGCUGUCCUCAGACCUCCCGGCCCACGACGCGCACGCGCUGCGCAACAUCCUGCUGCACUCGCGCUAG